ACUCCAAAGACGAAAGGAGGCCGCAAAAAAAACUCUUCAAACGGAGUUACGUCAUCUGUUGCCGACGACCAGGAAGCGAGACGACUCGAGUGAGGACUGAGAGGGCCCUAUGAAGCGGAAACACCAACUCCUUUCUGAUAGUUUCAAGGCCAAGAAGCAAUGGCCUGCUCCGAGUGACGGAUCUGAGUCUUCUGGACAGGACGGCCCCGCGGCAGUCGAAGCUGCUCUCCAGAAUCUGGUAUCUCUCUUCCCUCGUAAAGUAUUUGAAGAUUCCCUGCCGCCUUUGAUUCUGAGGCAUCAGAUCUACAGUCUUGUCAAAGAUCGUACGGUGGUAGACAGGUAUCUGAGCCAGCUGAAAAAUGAGGGCCGGAUCCGAAUGUUUCAGCACGGUUUUGAAGCGGAUUUUUUUGUGGUGGCCUUCACGGACAGCUACAUAUCUAAGGUGCAAGAAUUUAUAUCGGGGAAGGAGUUCGCCGGGACGGUGAAGAAGUUUUUAGAUUCGGUCCUUACCUCCUGCCCUGACAUCAGUUUUGACAAGAAAACGAUGUUGAGAGACUUUGGCUUUAGGGACACAGAAAUCACGCAGCUGGUGAAUGCUGGAGUCUUGACUGUCCGUGAUGCCGGGAGCUGGUGGCUCGCUGUGCCUGGAGCAGGCCGCUUCAUCAAAUGCUUCAUCAAAGGAAGGAAAGCUGUCUUGGGGAUGAUCCAGAAAUCCAAGUACAAGGAAGUCCUCCUGUCUGAUUUGCAGAGCCGCCAAGCGCCCAAUGCUGUGAAACUGGGCCUUCCCUACCAUAUUCACGACAUCAUUGGAGCCCAGCUGGUUGACUGCGUGCCAACGACCUCUGGGACCCUCCUGCGACUAACAGAUGAUUAAAAAUGUGCCAAGCAGAGAACUGUGCCCAAAAUAGACUUUUUAGAUUUUUUUUUUCACAUCGGGAUUCGGAGUUUUUUUUUUAAAAUGAGCUUCCGGCAUUAGUGGGACCAGAAGAAACUUUUCCUCAGCAAAGUAACCUUCACUGAUCUAGAAAUUGCACUUAACACAGGAGCUCCUUGUAGGAAACUAUCGUAAACGGAUUGGGAUUUCCCACAUUAAUGGUUACAUGCGUGGGCCUGAAUUGAGAGUAAAAUAAAAUGAUACAGUCCUUCUCCAUGAAUUGUAGAGGCUGAAGUAAGCUUUCUGUCCUAGGCCUCCCCAAAAGCACUAAGUCAAUUCUGAGUUCCAGCAAAACCUCUUUUAUUACAUUAAUGUGAAUUUAUUUCAUUCACAAUCAGCCAAUGGCUUGGCAAACAGUCUUGCAAAGGUAUACGAAUUACCUCAGACCUUUAUCAAUUCUGGAACGCUGCCUGGUAAAAUUCCACACUCAGUGCUGACAGGGAAGGGCUGGGUUAUAUAGACCAAUUUUCACGAGACUGAAACAGACGGACGAGCAAGUUGUUUUCUGCAAAAGCCUCCUCCCCUUUUGCUUCUCUUUUAAUCCUGAUAGGAGGGGCCAUUCAUCGUCCACCUAUGGCCUUACUCCCACGUCGACCCUGAGUUCUUAAUUGUGCCUUCCUUUUGGCAGCUCUGCGCAUGCACAGGCUGGGAACCGGUUCUAGAAGCUCCCGUGCCUCACUGCUGUCCGAGCCCGAAGGCAGCUGAUGACUGCUAGCCUGCUCUGGCCCCAUCUCUGCCUCUGAUGCAGAGCCCUCAUCCGGGCCUUCCUCAGCCUCCAGGACUGGCCCGGGUUCCUCCCCAACCUCCUCACUACUGUCCGACUGCUGCCAGCUCCACCAGCCAUUGGCGGGCCACAACAAUAGCGAGAUACACUCCCUGGUUGGUUCAUUCCUUGUGUAUGGUGUUAGAUAUUUAUUCUGUAUACCUUGAAUAUGGGUUUACAAUGGGUAUGAAUUUAGUCACUUGUUGCAAAAACAAAAGAAGUUUGGAACGUGUCUUUAAAUGGAAUUUAAAAAACCCAAAGGA
Notechis scutatus (mainland tiger snake) is the source of this 1960-nucleotide messenger RNA. It is a transcript of the gene WHR1, whose product is annotated as winged helix repair factor 1. NCBI's taxonomy places the organism in Eukaryota, Metazoa, Chordata, Lepidosauria, Squamata, Elapidae. Gene Ontology annotation, biological process: positive regulation of Ras protein signal transduction. The record is from RefSeq and is a predicted model, not a curated record.